Molecule: messenger RNA, 3265 nt
Organism: Hypoxylon fragiforme
Lineage: Eukaryota; Fungi; Ascomycota; Sordariomycetes; Xylariales; Hypoxylaceae
Product: ANTH-domain-containing protein
Exons: 5
Coding region: 709-2607 (632 amino acids)
Biological process (GO): vesicle budding from membrane; clathrin-dependent endocytosis; clathrin coat assembly
Cellular component (GO): clathrin-coated vesicle; clathrin-coated pit
Molecular function (GO): phosphatidylinositol-4,5-bisphosphate binding; 1-phosphatidylinositol binding; clathrin heavy chain binding
Source: RefSeq, a predicted model, not a curated record
AACGUCAAAGUUCCAUCCAACUUCUAUCUUUCACCUAACCUUUAGUAUCUUUCACCUAGUUGCGGCCGGCGUUACUCCUCCAAUCUCCCAUCUUUCUCAAUUCACUUCUUUCUUCAACCCCCCCAUAUCCCCCAUAUUUCAUAUGUACCCAAUCUAAAACUAGUAGGACGCGUAUUAUCGUCAAAACUCCAACUUUCAUUCGCGAAUUACGAAAAUAGAAGAAAAAGAAUUUCAAUGUAUUAAUAAUCACAUGCAAACUGGAUUUGUUUAUUCGUCUUCGUUCGCAAUGGAAUAGUCUCAGUUUACUAGUUCGCCAGUCUGUUGUAAGUCUUUAUCUGGACUCAUCAAUCCACUUGGAAUUGGUCCGCCGCCACGAAAGCAAGCUGAUACCCAUCGACCUCGACUCGCUCUAGCCAAUUGUCUAACUGUCCAACUUUCCAUCUGUUCAUCUGGCCAACCCUGACGUCGCACCCCCGAUUAUGAUUGUCGCCUUUGUCCGACAUUGACACACAAUCUCUACCAAUUCUUUUCCUUACCUUACUUUACCUUCUUUUUGCUCCUCCUUCCCGUCCUCUGUCCCCCGCUCCCCCGUAGGCCACGAAAAGCCCGACAGUACCGGCCAAGCCACCACCCAAUCAGAAGCAUCCCCUAACAGCGGCCCCCAGUUGCCAGUUGAGGCCCGGCCUGUCCUCCACUAGGGUCAGCAGUAUGUCGAGCUCUUUUGAGAAGUCCGUCAAGGGCGCAACCAAAAUCAAGGCCGCACCGCCGAAAACCAAAUAUAUCGAGCAUAUUCUAGUGGCCACGCACUCAGGCGAGGCGGGAGUUGGAGAGGUCUUCAGGGCGCUGCAGAAUCGUUUACGAGAUUCCACAUGGACCGUCGUACUCAAAAGCUUGAUAACUGUUCAUUUGAUGAUCAGGGAGGGCUCUCCAGAUGCGACUUUGUCCUAUCUAGCAAAACACCGAAACCAGCUGGCCAUCAGCUCUUUCACUGACGCUCAAAUCCAAGGCCGAAACAUACGACAUUAUGCCAACUACCUUGCAGAACGUGUGCGUGCAUAUAGAGAUACGAAGGUGGAUUGGGUUCGCGGCAAAGAAACGCGACUGGAGAAGCUUUCUGUCGAUAAAGGUCUACUCCGAGAAACCGAGGUCGUUCAACAUCAACUAAUCGGUCUGCUGAAAUGCGAUGUCUUGGAGGAUCCCGAAAACGAAAUUACCAUCACCGUCUUCCGACUUCUAGUUUUGGACUUGUUGUCCUUAUUCCAGGUGCUUAACCAAGCCAUGAUCAACAUUUUGGGACACUUUUUUGAGAUGUCGAGACCAGAUGCGGAAAGGGCUUUGGAGAUAUACCAAAACUUCACAAAACAGACGGAUUAUGUGGUACAAUAUCUGGCUGUAGCAAGACAAUGGGAACCUCAUACUAGGGUCGAGGUUCCCAAGUUGAAGCAUGCGCCGAUCAAUUUGCGCCGCCAGCUAGAGGAAUAUUUGAAAGAUCCCGACUUCGAAAUCCAUAGGAGACAAUAUCUUGCAGAACUUGAUGCUAAGAAAAAGGGAGGAGCUGGACUAUCAUCGAAGACAGACAAGGGCGCCGACUCGAAAGCUGCGGGCGCUAAAACGAAGGGAGCGAGUUCGUCAUCACAACCGCUACCACAAAUUUCUAGGGGACCCGAUCCGGAUCUCAUCGAUUUCUUCGAUUCGAUAGAACAGAACCAGACUACAAUGGCCGUGCAACCGACUCCACAAGCACAAAUGGGCCAGAUUAACCAACAGAUGCCCACAGGUAAUCCUUUCCCUUCGAAUGGGGGCUUUGGAUUGCAACAGACCGGCCAAAUUCAAGGCAAUGGGUUUCUACCUCAACCAACCGGAUACCAACCUAAUAAUGGUCCCUUCCAACAGCAGAACGUUGGCGCAUUCUCCCAGCAGCAACAAAUGCCAAACCAGAUACAACCGAAUUUUACUGGUGCUGGUUUUGGUGGCUACACGCCGCAACAGUAUCCUCAGGGUGGCCUGCCUUCCAUGCCGCAAGAUUCUCUGGCUCCUUUCCAAGCCGGGACACUGGCGCCCCCCAUGCAAACAGGAAUGCAGACAGGUCUUCAGCCUAGUCAACAGACGACGAACCCUUUUAGAGCUUCCAUGAUGAUGGCUAAUCAAACGGGAGCGCUCAACAAUUCGUUCUCGCCGCAGAAUGCGCCGCAAACUCCGAGCGGCGGCCUAAGUCGGCAAAAUACAAACCCAUUUGCCCGAGCAUCCCCUCAAGCAGGCACCCCUUUUUCGAACCCACCAUCAAGUUCUCCUUUCCCGUCGGCCCCACCCAUUCCAACUCAGCCCGCACCGCUUCAGUCGGCGGUAACUGGGACCAACCCAUUUGCCCGCAAUUUUGGUCAACAGCAAAAUCAAGCUCAACCCCAAGCACAGAGACCUCAGACAAGCAGCGGACUCAUGCCACAGCCUACGGGAAGUACGAAUCCGUUCCGACAAGGCGCCUUUGUAAAUCAUCAGACAGGGAUGGGUUGGCAGCACGCCCAGCAGCCGAUUGGAGGAGGCCUAGACCAGAUAGAGACGAUGCCCGUAUUUCCACGACCGGCCACACAAACACCUUGGCAACAAUAGUGUCGCUGUGUGUGGCUUUUUCUUUUUAGGAGUAGUUGAAAAAACUAAAGAGAACGAAGAAAGGAGAUUAUAUUGAGUCUCUAGAUAUUCUUUCCCCUUUUGAUUUGUUACGGCACGCAUAGAGCAAGGCGUUAUGCUUGGAAUUCGUGAUUCCCCCAUGCGCAGGACUAGGACUAGACUAGGACACUUCGGCCGAGGAAAGAGAGAGGCGCCUCCUCGCUUGAUGAAAGCUGGCAGAGGCAAGGCAUAACGAAUAAAUAAACCCACGAAAACCAUCCUCGAAGGACAUCCACGGGAUAUGGAGGGGGGAAUUGUCUGUAAAACUGUAAACUAGGAUUUUCCCAAUGUAUUACCUACCUACCUACCUACCUACCUACCUAGGGGUUCUUUACACUAGUGUACCUCCCUCCUUUCUCUGGGUCAUCCCUAGGGCAGUGGAUUUUGGGUCUGAUUCCAUUUGCAAGAACUUUUGUAGAAAGAAUUGAGCAGGCUAGAGAGCUAGCUAGCUAGCAUGCAAGAAGACAAGCAAGCAAGCAAAUAAAGGAAAGAUGUGAAGAUGUGAAGACGCGAGCUGGCCGGAUGACUUGAUAUGCCAUGUUGUGUAUGUACCUAUGUAAGUUCGCUCGUUCGUUCGUUCUUUUGUCCAUCGCCAUGUAAC